CUCCUUCCUUCCCUCCCAUUCUAGGGUUUUUCUUCGCUUCGCUCCCUCGUUUCCUCUCACCCGUCGCAGCGACCAACCACUGCAGCUGCAGAGGCAGAGCCAUGGCCUCGGAGAAGAAGCUUUCGAAUCCAAUGAGAGAGAUCAAAGUUCAGAAGCUAGUCCUCAACAUCUCCGUGGGCGAAAGCGGUGAUCGCCUUACCAAAGCCUAUAAGGUCUUGGAACAACUCAGUGGCCAAUCUCCUCUUUUUUCUGUGUUUUUUUGGAUGACAGCGAGAUAUACCGUGCGGUCCUUUGGGAUCAGGCGUAAUGAGAAGAUUGCUUGCUAUGUCACAGUCAGAGGUGAGAAGGCAAUGCAGCUUCUAGAGAGUGGAUUGAAGGUGAAGGAAUAUGAACUGCUGAGGAGGAACUUCAGUGAAACUGGUUGUUUUGGCUUUGGUAAUCAGGAGCACAUUGAUCUCGGAAUUAAGUAUGAUCCUUCAACUGGAAUAUACGGGAUGGAUUUCUAUGUAGUCUUGGAACGCCCAGGGUAUCGCGUUGGUCGUCGCCGUCGGUGCAAGGCUCGUGUUGGAAUUCAGCACAGGGUCACUAAGGAUGACGCCAUGAAGUGGUUUCAAGUCAAAUACGAGGGCGUGAUCCUCAACAAAUCCCAGAAUAUUGGGGCUUAGGCCUCGAGCAUUUUAGCAUCUUCUUUUGAUUGUCGGAAAAUUUUGAUUUUUUCCCUGUGGUCCAUAAUUUAUCACUUUUCCUAAUAUACGGAGGUCAAUUUUCAGUUGUCCUUUUUUGCA
This is a messenger RNA of Rhododendron vialii, 785 nucleotides long. RefSeq names its product large ribosomal subunit protein uL5-like. The record is from RefSeq and is a predicted model, not a curated record. Gene Ontology annotation, biological process: translation. Gene Ontology annotation, cellular component: ribosome; cytosolic large ribosomal subunit. The coding region runs from base 102 to 665 and encodes 187 amino acids. Lineage: Eukaryota; Viridiplantae; Streptophyta; Magnoliopsida; Ericales; Ericaceae. Gene Ontology annotation, molecular function: structural constituent of ribosome; RNA binding. The transcript is spliced from 4 exons.